AUGGCUCUUGGUACUCUGGUUAUCAUUGCCACCAUGCUGGUGUAUUUUCUCUUGAGAAAUAAAAGAGUGCUAUUGUCCCAGAAGCAACGGGGGCGACGAGGCAGGCUGCCCCCGGGGCCUGCGGCGCUGCCCAUCAUCGGUAACAUGCAUCAGGUGAUUUUGAACAAGCCGGCGGUAUUCCGAUGGAUCCAUGGCCUGCUCAAGGAGAUGAACACGGACAUCAUGUGCCUCCGUCUCGGAGCUACUCAUGUCAUUGUUGUGGCAUGUCCACAGAUAGCCUCUGAGGUACUACGAAAAAAAGAUGAAGUUUUUGCCUCCCGUCCCACCACCUUCGCCUCGGGCAUAUUCAGCUUUGGGUACAAGGGCUCCAUCUUCUCACCACAUGGAAACCAGUGGAAGAAGAUGAGGCGUGUCCUCACUGUUGAGAUCCUCACCUCGUCCAUGGAGAGAAAGCUCUACCACCUCCGGAAAGAGGAGUACGGCCACCUUGUGAGGUACAUUAAUAAAACUUUUUGCAGCGACAUGGCAUGUCCAGGCAACAUUGUCAAUGUCCGUCAUGUAACCCAACACUUCGUUGGUAACAUGAUAAGAAGGGUUGUGUUCGGUAAAAGGUACUUCAGUGACCUACCAACUUCAUCCACUAGUGGGCCUGGACAUGAUGAGGUGGCACAUGUUGCCGCUCUCUUCACGGCCCUCAACCAUCUCUACAGCUUUUGCGUGUCCGACUACUUCCCAGCCCUCAUAGGCCUCGACUUGGAUGGCCAUGAAAAGGUUUCCAAGGAUGCCAUGCAAACACACAACCGGUUACAUGAUCCCAUUAUAGAGGAGUGGAUCCGCGAAAGGUCAUCCACUCUUGAGAAAUGUGGUGAAAAGAAAGUGGCGAGAGAAUUUUUGGACGUCCUGGUUCAUCUAAAAGAUGCGGAGGGACAACCAUUGCUGUCCCUACAAGAAAUUAGAGCACAAACAGCGGAAAUGAUGUUUGCAGCAGUCGAUAACCCAUCUAAUGCGAUUGAGUGGGCACUUGCUGAGAUGAUGAAUGUGCCAGAGAUCAUGCAAAAAGCAACUGAGGAACUCGACACCGUUGUCGGUAAAGAUAGACUAGUCGAAGAGUCUGACAUUCCUCGGCUAAACUAUCUCAAAUCGUGCAUCCGGGAGGCCUUCCGCAUACACCCAUACCAUGCUCUUAAUGUACCCCAUGUCGCAAUGGCGGACACAACUGUUGCUGGCUACACAAUCCCCAAGGAUUGCCACAUACUUUUAAGCCGGCUUGGACUUGGCCGCAAUCCCAAGAUCUGGACUGAACCACUGGAGUUUCAGCCCGAGAGGCAUUUGAACACCGUGAAUGUACUUCUCACUGAUCCAGGCCUACGUUUCAUUUCAUUUAGCAGUGGGAGGAGGGGCUGUCCUGGGAUUUCACUUGGUACCUCUAUCACAAUGAUGUUGUUCGCAAGGCUGUUGCAGGGAUUCACUUGGACAAAGCUUCCCGGUGUUAAGAGUAUCGGUCUCCAAGAAGGCAAUACGGGCCUUGCACUAGCUGAACCCCUUGUUCUGCAAGCUACACCAUGGUUGGCUGCACAUCUCUAUAUAUGA
Triticum turgidum subsp. durum (durum wheat) is the source of this 1590-nucleotide messenger RNA. Lineage: Eukaryota; Viridiplantae; Streptophyta; Magnoliopsida; Poales; Poaceae. The record is from the annotation of a GenBank genome assembly.